AUGUAUCGCUUGAUCGUUUUCAAGUGUUUUCCUGACAGCUUGGAGCCACUUUUGAGGCUCUCCUCCCCUGGGCUUCGCUCACGUUGUCUACGCGACUGUCGUCGCACAUUCAGCUGCAGCGUGAAAAAGCACAACUUAUUCGUGCCCAGUGUGCCAUCGUGGCACUCUACAGAGUCAUUGGCUCUUCCAUCAGCAAGGAGGAUCGCAUUUAGGCAGUUUUCCGGGGACGCCUUGGACAACGCCGCUGUCCACCCCGAUUCAAACGACCUCUCCGAAGCAGGAGAUUGUUCUACAGCUGGUAUACAGGAUAUAGACAAGUUUGUUGAUUCUAUAGAAGACUCUACUGGUGGCUGGUGGCCGCUGUAUGUGCGCGGCGAGGUACCGAACUACCCUCCCCGCCGUGAGAUGUUCGAGCGUCUGACGGCUGAAGGUAUCGAUGUCGAGCUUAUGGAAGCUUACGAAAUUGAGGACUUUACGCGUUGGUUAUUGAUGCGCAAGAAAUACGGCCCUGCCUACCCCCGCAUGCCGUACGACGUGACACUAGAGCAGAAGAUCGAGGAGCUUCGUCGGAGGAUACCCCUCUCCCGACCUGCUGGUGAUACGGACUAG
Molecule: messenger RNA, 609 nt
Organism: Babesia ovata
Lineage: Eukaryota; Apicomplexa; Aconoidasida; Piroplasmida; Babesiidae
Exons: 1
Coding region: 1-609 (202 amino acids)
Source: RefSeq, a predicted model, not a curated record